Molecule: messenger RNA, 846 nt
Organism: Fusarium sp. VM40
Lineage: Eukaryota; Fungi; Ascomycota; Sordariomycetes; Hypocreales; Nectriaceae
Source: the annotation of a GenBank genome assembly
AUGCCAGAUUCUCGUCGCCAACUCAUCCAGCAUGCCAAUGGGCAGACUACGACAUACAUCUAUGACAGCUUUGUUGACCCCUGGAAACCAGCAGAAACUAUUCUCCUCCAGCAUGGAUUUGCGCGGACAGCUGAACAUUUUUACCACUGGGUACCUGCUCUAGCUCGGCGGUACAAUGUCCUACGGCGAGAGCUUCGGGGUCACGGCGGCUCAAGCUAUCCCCAGGCCGAUGAACACAGCAACUAUGAACACUCUAUCAACACCAUCGUGGACGAGAUCAAGGACACAUUGGAUCAGUUGAAUAUCCAGAAAGUUCACUUCGUAGGCGAAUCCACUAGUGGUAUGCUAGCAGAAAUCUUUGCCGCAACAUAUCCAGAGCGAGUCAGCUCCGUUAUAGUGUGCUCUUCGCCUACGUUCUUACCAUCAGAAGCACAAGAAUUCUUGGCAUUCGGUAUGGAAUCAUGGCCAGAAGCGUGUCGUCAGUUGGGUUCACGCGGAUGGGCCAAACGACUGACGGCAUCCAACGGAACGGUAGGGAGUACCGACCCUGCUUAUCUGCAAUGGUGGAUCGAUAAGGUUGCUACCAGCGAUGGCGAAGGCCUUGCCAGGUAUGCUGAGUUUCUGAGCACGCUCGAUGCUCGACCAUAUCUUAAAGCCAUCCAAGCACCUUUGUUGGUUCUUUCACCGACCAAUAGUGCUUUAGUGACGGUUCAGUCUAUGGAGGAACUAGUCGCAGAGGUUCCCAAUGCGAGGUUGGAGGUUAUUGAGUCGCAAGGGCAUGAGAUCUACGCUGAGGCUGCCGAGCAGUGUUUAAGCAAGCUUGUGGAGUUUCUUGAAGAGAUAUAG